AUGACCAAGGGAUACAAAGUGUACAGGUAUAACAACACGUACCAUGUCCAGGUGUGCAACGAGCGCGUCCAUCCAUGGGGAUUGGGUCUAGAAAUACUCGCAGAGGUUCCCAGACAUCCCGAGGACUACGCAUCCUGGCUUGAAGCAACCAGAGCGACAUUGGCUGCAGCAGUCUCCGACUCCCAAGUUCCAUCUUCCGAGGAACUCGCGUCAUUGCCUUCAUUCGUGACAACCGACGAACCACACAACUCUCUGGAUGUCGAUUGGAUCUUUGAGUUGGACUUGGAUCACGAAGUCUUCCUGAUCGACUCACAGCCUUUCUUCAACCUUCGUAGUCUACCCCCUCCUCAAACCUUCCUAGCUGCCAUAUCAACUGACAACUUCGGACACCGCGCCCUCCACCCCCACACGCCACUUCAAUACCGAUACAACUGGGCGUCACCACCCGGCUCCAACCACCGUUCAACAUCCUCUCCUACGAACGCUCGAAUCCAAAGCCACGGUCAAGCCGACAUCGCUGACAUCCUCAACAUCCCUCGAACGCUGCAGAAAGCAGAAGACCUCACACUCUCACUCUUCUCCACGCUAGUCGGAUGUGCGAUGUACGACCACGACAUUGGUCGCCUCCUACGACGACUCGAUCUAGCUUCUGACGCAACACAAAUCACACCUGUACUGUCGAGUCUGGCUUUCGAUCUCGUCAACCUCUGCAUUUCUACUUUCAAUCAAGUUACGUCCGGUUCGUCGAUGGAUGGUGUGCCAAAGAGGGCGACGUUGCCGAUGGGAUGGGAACAAGAGGGUUACUGGCUUCGUCAGGAUGUCUUUCUCAAAUUGGCUACCCACCUCGAUGCCGAGGCAUGGAGGGAAGCGUGUAUCAUCAACAUGGUCAACCAAGUAUCAUCUCAUACAGAAAAGAUGGGGCAGCGCAUGUCAACGCCAUUCUACGUCAUCCUCUUUUCCCUAUUCCACUGCGUCAUCAUCCAAAUCUCGCAGGACGACAUCACAGGGAACUUCACCUACAUUUACACGCCUGCUCUCCCAUUCCUCCCCUCAUUCUACGCGCAAACGACCAUCACGCCAGGUAUAGAAACCCUCUCCCGCUUGGGGUUCUGGCUGAAUCGUACCGCACCUCCCCACUCUGUACAAGGUCCCCGCAACACCAAACCAUUGGUAUCUUCUACUGUGUCGAAGCUCCCAGUUGAGGUUUGGCUACACGUAGCAGAUUACCUAGGCAACUACGAGGAUCUGAAGAAGCUAGAAUAUCUCACUCCCCAGAGUCUCUCGGCCUCAAAGCGAGUCUUGCAAUACCCCCGCAUAGGAGGAUACCGCAUCACCUCCACUCUCUCAUCUUCACCCCCGUCCAACCCACUCUUCACAGCCUCGUUCUUAGCUGUCUCUGACGAAACGUCAGAGAGUGUCAAAGUCGAAAUUGGACCUGUUCUCUGCGACAUAAUCGUAGCUCCAUCACCGCCUUCCGAUUCCAAAGACCAACAACACACGCUCGACCUCACCUCUCACGAAUCCCCCUCAUUCCUAUGGUCCGCUUCCUACCAACUAACAUCUCCAUAA
Messenger RNA from Coprinopsis cinerea okayama7#130, 1569 nucleotides. RefSeq lists its product as hypothetical. Bases 1 to 1569 code for a protein of 522 amino acids. Lineage: Eukaryota; Fungi; Basidiomycota; Agaricomycetes; Agaricales; Psathyrellaceae. The transcript is spliced from 4 exons. The record is from RefSeq and is a predicted model, not a curated record.